AUGCUUCGCCUCGCCGAACAGACCCAAAUGCUCCGCCUGUCGCAGGAGAUGACCAAGAAAUUGCAGGAGCGGCCGUUGCCCACCCCAGAAGUCCCGCAACUGAACCUCCUGCCGCUGCUCCAGAACAUGAACUUGCCCUCGACGUCGGUGCUGCCCGGGCUGGAUCUUCCGCCGUUGGAUUUUAGCCUCAACCCGACACUUGUGCAGAUGUUCUUGAACCAAAUGUCCAUCUACCAACUGCAAGCCAGCCUCCAACAACAGCAGCAGCAGAAGAGCGUCAUUGAGAUGAACCCAGCGCAUGAGCCGAUCCGACGCAGAAGGCUCGCUUCUGAAUCGACGGCCCUGAAGAAGCAAGAAUCGAUGGAUGACGACCAGGAGACGUUGAUCGCCAGCAGCGAUAAAGAGGGGUGGUGCCGGAACAAGAAGUACAUCAAGAAGACUGAGGACGGCUUCAUGUGUACUGUAUGCAAGAAGAAAUACGGCCGUUACAAUUCCGUGUCGUACCACGUGACCAUCUACCACCGUAACCCGCCGAUUCGAUGUGAUAUGGGCGAUUGCCAGUUUGCGACCCGAGAGGCUAGAUACAUCCACUUCCACAAGUACUACCGCCACGGCGUCCCGCUGCCCGAGAGCAUCGAUCAGGGAUCUCGUCGUUGCCCCCACUGCAAGCACGUCUCCAAGUCGCCGGCCAUGCUCGACAAGCACAUCAAAAAGCAUCUGCAGGAGAGGUCGACCUCCAACGGCAGCGCAUCGAGCCUGUUCCUUGGAGUUGAAGGGGGCCGACCGCGUGCCGUCUCGGAGUUGACGCCCCCGCUGACGUUGGACCCGGUGAUCGACGUGUGCGACGAGAGAGAGGAGGAAGAGGAGAGGGAGCAGACACAGCAAGAACAGCCCGCCAAUAUGGCACGCCAUCUACUGGCCGCGCCCGAGUUCUUCGAGACGAAGAGUCGCGCUUUUACGAUG
Mesorhabditis spiculigera is the source of this 963-nucleotide messenger RNA. Lineage: Eukaryota; Metazoa; Nematoda; Chromadorea; Rhabditida; Rhabditidae. The record is from the annotation of a GenBank genome assembly.